This is a messenger RNA of Pelodiscus sinensis (Chinese soft-shelled turtle), 4403 nucleotides long. Lineage: Eukaryota; Metazoa; Chordata; Testudines; Trionychidae. The record is from RefSeq and is a predicted model, not a curated record.
CACUCUGUUGAAUUCCAGCAUUUUAAUUUUCUUUCCUCCAUGUUAUUUCUGUCUUUUUCAUCUUCCUCUGACUUAUUCUACUGACUCACUAUCAAUGACAUUUGAAGAUAUCACUUUUAAAGUAUCUGUCAAACUGCCUUUGGACUCUCUGGCUUUCAGUCACUAGCCCUUUCUUCUGCUUCCUCAUUUUCUGGCAAAGGCACAUUUCAGAACAAUGUAAAGGUGUGAUCUGUACGCUUGAAAUGAAGAAGUCUGAACUUGCACAGGAAUUGUUUUCGAGCUCAGCAGUUCCCUCAGCCAACAGCUGCAACACAAUACAGACAUCCUACAAGCCACCUGCCAGCUAUUGAAAACUCUUGAAAAACAACACAAGCAAUUAGUUUCAAGGCAAGAGAUUAUCACUCUUGUGGAUUGCCUUCAGAAAAUGAAUGAACUCUUUCUGGAUACAGUUACCCAAAUUCAAGAGGCAAACAACAAACUGUAUGAUAUUAGAUGCAGACAUGAUGCUAAAACUAAAUCCCAAAUUGUUCCAGAUGUUUCAAUUGAAAUAGAUGUGUGUGAAAUAGAAAAGGCACAUUCUGGGCAAGUAUCUGCUGGUGUAAGUCAGCCACCCCAGGUAACUUCUCCCAUGAUUGGAAGGGAAAGUCUGAAUAUUGACCAAGUUCAAUCAAGUGAAAACAAAACAGUGGAAAAAGAAACCACUAAAUCAUUAAGGGAAAAAAAUUCUGAUCAAGAACAAGCAGUAAGCAGAGAUCCUGUAAAACAAAUGGGAAAUGAAGAUCACAAGCUGCUACAGAAUUCACUUGCAGAGCAAAAAGAUUACAACAGAAUGGAGGAAAGUCAUGGAACAAGGUAUUAUAAUAAUAAAGGCCCAGAUAAAGCUUUGCAAGAAGUUCCCAGGAGCAAUGGAAAUGAUAUUCCUGUAUCUGGAAGACCUGAAAAUAUUGGUGACAGCUCCAUAACCAAUCUUUCUGAACAAGAGCAGGCAUUAAAUGAAGAACCCCCAACCCAGAUGGAAUAUGAAGAUCACAAACCAAUAGAGAAUUCAUGUGAAGAAAAGAAAGAAGAGAAUAUAAAGGAUGAAAUUAAUGAGAUUCCUGGGAGCAACACAAACAAUACAACUGCAUUUGCAAGGUUGGAAAAUGUAUGUAAUGCACCUGCGAUGAACCUUUCAACAAAUGGUUCAGAAGAAGUGGAAAGAUCAAGUCCCUGGAUGAACAAAGAAUAUCUCACAGAAGCGAGUGGUAAGAUAGAACCUGAAGUUGCCUGUUAUAUAACUGCACCUUCCAUCAUUCUAGAAAAUUUAGUAUGCAGGGUCAUCAAUGACAUGAGUUCUUUGGUGGUAGAAGAUUCUGAGGAGCUGGUCAGCAAUGUAAUCAGCAUUGAGUACUUAGACCAUGACAAAGAUAUCCCUUUUCCUAUCAGUAUUGCAAUACCAUUCACUGCACGCUACAGAGGAAAUUAUCGAGACAUCACGGUGAAGAUGACCAAUAUGAACUUUCAGUCAAGUUACUUAACUCCCAUUUCUUUUGAUGGGUACCAGGGAAACCAGAAGGUGACCUUUGCAGAGGUGAAAAUUUGUCAGCUUGGUAUUUUUUCUGUGGUGUCAUGCUUAAAAAAAGAAACAUUCAUCAUUCCAAAGAAAGGGCUCUCACAAAAACUAAGCAUGGAUUCUAGAAUCUCUUUCUACUACCAUCCAGAAACAUUCAGUUCUCCAGUGAUCAUGCAGUCAAAGGUCCAGCCAAUUGAGCCAUCACUGGUUUCCUUUUUAAAGGCAAAAUAUGACAUGUACCAUUCAGUAGUUUCUACGAGUCCACUGGUUCAUAUCCAGCAUCUUUCAUCCGAGCCAUUUAACAAGGAAGUCAGUGUUAUUCUACCCUGUCCCCCAAAUUCAGAAAAAAGGAAACCGGGAGAUUCAAGAGAACAUGGAAGAACAUCUAGUGCCACUGUCACCAGUGUUGCAACUGCAUAUCAGCUUCGAUCAAUGAGUGUGUCGAUGAGAAAACAUGGAGAGAAUCUCAGUGAAUCCUUGAAAUUAUUGGGUUACAGAAACAAAGAAGAGGAAUGGAUUGUGCAUAAUGAGGUUAUUGUGCGGAAUGUACGGAAUGGACUUGUAUCAUUUGAAGUAGAUGAGUGUUUAGAAAGCUUUAUUGUCAUUCGCCUUUCGUUUGCCAUGGACGAUACACAUUUAGUUCUAUUUAUUCAGGCUCUGGAGGAAGCCAUUCGCAGCACACUGGCUAAUGUUGUGCUAUAUCGGAAAAAAGAAAACCCUCAUAAAAUAGUUGUUUUACUAGUUCCAUCCAAAGAACUGAACCGGGAGUUGCAAAGCCUGCAUGAGGAGGGGUACUUUGGUCCUCCAGAACCAACUCAACAGUUUCAACUAAGAGAAGGAGAGCAGAUUCAUUUUAGAUUUAGUGGCAACAUAUUUGCUUCAGAUGAUGGGAAGAAUUUUGGAAAAGCCUACAGGCUUAUUUUUCAUUCACAAAGAAAGCCCAGACUGGAGCUCCAACUUAAAGAAGUGGAUGAAUUUGGUAACUACAGCUCACCUCAUUACAAGGGAACUGCAGUCUUUUACAAAAUGACCAAAGAAACAAUAGCCAAGAACUGGAAUCAACCCCUUCAGCCUGAUGACUAUCAGCACAUGUCACCUUUAUGCAAGUUAGCUCUAACCUUACCAAAACAUGAAAAAUUGAUCAACAGGCCACAAAGCACAAAAAGAAUUUCUACUGAUUCAUCAGAUGCUUUGUGGGAUCACUUGAUGUACUGGCUUGCGGAGGAGCUCUCAGAAGAUAAUGCAUCAUUGCUCUCUCUGCACCUGCCUAUCCGUCGGAGCACACUUCAGCUUGUUAGAUUGAAGUGCCCUGAUAAUCCAACACAUCAGAUCUAUGAACUUCUUUGCUUCUGGAAAAAGAAUCUUCCAAGAGCAGCUGAUAAACAGCGACUCCUAUCUCGUUUUCUGCAUAAGAGUGGUAGAAGCGAUCUUUCAGAAGAGCUCAGGUUCAAGUGGGAAAAUAAAGUGUACACUUGGCAAAAACACUGGUUUGAGACGGACAGUUGAGAGACUGAUUUCCAUUUGUUUCUGCCUUAGGAAAUGACUGCAUAAGGAGGCAGAAUUUCUAUGUGACAUUUGCUUUAACUUGAUAAAUAUUUAAAAAAAUUAAAAUGAAGUGGCUGAUGUAGGAAGAGACCAGUCUGGCAGCUGGGUGCUCUUUAACUGUUCAGGAAUUUUUCAUCCUCUUUAUGAUAACACUCAGUAUUUUAUUUAUAGUCUUCCCCUUGCCUAAUAAUUAACUAGUGUUCCUGAUUGAAAUCAAAGGAAUUGAUGAAAAUACAAAUAAUUACAUUUGGAUUUUGGGUAUACAUGUAGGGCUCCACUGACUGCAGAAUGGUCUGAUGUUUACCGAUAUCUCCCCAUAUUUUAGGAGCACAAGAUUUGCCAUAUUUAAUCAGUCUAAUAGGUGACCUUGUCCGGUAUCCUAGUUCUAAUGUUGGUCAGUACCACAUUCCUAAUAGGCAGUAACAUAUAUAGAAAUAGUCUUUAAAAUCCAGUAAGUUUGUGCAGACAUGUUAUUCAAGUUAUUUUCCUGCUUGAUUAAAAAAAAAAAAAAAAAACUUUCUUCAAAUUCAAAAUUAAUUUUAAAUAUCUUAAAUUAACAGAAAUUCUAAACAGUGGACUAGUCUUUUUUUUUACUGUACAACUUUGUUUUUUAUAUUCAGUUAUUAGUGCUCAUGUUAUUAGAAUAUCCUGAAGUAACUAUCACCAGUAAGCAAACUAUAAUUUUACAAUAGGAGAAAGGCAAAUAGUCUGAAUCUAAUUUAUCUGCUGAUGACAGAUUCAGCCUAAAAAGCUAGAUUUCUUUUAAGCAAUGAAGAAAAAACACAGGAAUUAAAUCAAACCAUUCAGUGAGAUACAAGUUACAAAAUGAAUGAAUAUUUUAUUUCUUUUUCUCCAUAAAAAGAAAAAACCCUCACUAAGACCAGAUUACAUUUAAGUGGGGCCAUUCAUUGUCAGUAGCAGCUGAAUCUAGCUUUAUAGUAUUUGUCACUCACUCUGCUAACAUGUUAGACAUCAGUUGAAAGCAAUUAUUUUUGAGUACUCUCUCUUUGUAGCUACUUAUUCUGCAACAACUCUAGAUCCAGAUAUCAAAAUAUAUACAUGAACCUAGCAUAAUGGGGUGGCCCAUUACGAGGGCUCCUAGUUUGAGUAAUACAAAUCAAUCAUAAUCAUGAAACUAUUGAGAGAGUGCUUCAACUUUACUUCCAAAUUAUAAGCAUUGUGUGCUGCUACCUACAUUCUACCACAGGAUGGCCUCUGUGUCUAGCAUAAAGUUUAUUAAAUUAGUUAUAGAAAUGUAGCCGUGUUAGUCUGGUGUAGCUGAAACAAAAAACAGGACUAUGUAGCA